GCCAUAAUUCUCUCCCCCAUCACCCGUCUCGUGAUUCCAACAUUUUAUAAAACCCCGCUUUUUCUCUCUCUUAAAACCCUCAAUUUCUUCAUUUUUCACUUUCCAGAACUCCGAGAAUCUUUCCUCUCUCUUCUCUGAAUCUUUGCUUUUCAAGCAUCAAUGGCGGAACAUGGUGAACAUGAAGCUCCUCAUCAUGAAGGAGAAACGUUAAUGGAGAAGAUCGCUGAGAAACUUCACCUUCAUGAAAGUCACGAUGAAGAGAAGAAGAAGAAGAAGCAUGAAGAUUCUUCAUCAUCUUCUUCUUCUUCCUCAGAUUCUGAGUCUGAUAAGCCGAAGACGACGUCGCCUCCUACUCCUACUGCUGCUGCUGCUCCUGCUUCUUCUGUUCAAGCUAAGAUCUACCGUCUCUUUGGCCGUGAGAAACCUGUUCACAAAGUUCUCGGUGGCGGUAAACCUGCUGAUGUGUUCUUGUGGAGGAACAAGAAGAUCUCAGGAAGUGUGUUGGCAUCAGCUACUGCGAUCUGGAUUCUCUUUGAGUUGCUUGAAUAUCACCUUCUUACUCUCAUUUGCCACAGUUUGAUUUUCUCUCUUGCAGUCCUGUUUUUAUGGGCUAAUGCCUCCACCUUUAUUAACAAGUCUCCACCUCAUAUUCCAGAGGUUAUUCUGCCAGAGAAGCCAAUCCUUGAGGCUGUUGCUGGACUGAGGCAUGAGUUGAAUCGAGGACUCGCGAUGUUGCACGACAUUGCUAUGGGAAAAGACUUGAAGAAGUUCCUUGCUGUCAUUGCAGGCUUGUGGAUAUUGUCCAUUGUCGGCAAGAGCUGCGGCUUCAUAACCCUCUUUUAUAUAAAUUUUGUAUUGUUGCACACAAUCCCUAUUCUUUACGAGAAGUAUGAGGACAAGGUUGAUGCUUUUGCGGAGAAAGCAAUGGCUGAAGCCAAGAAACAUUAUGGUGUGGUAAAUGAGAAGUACAUAAGUAAGAUUCCAAGAGGACCUUUGAAGAACAAGAAGGCAGAUUAGAGGCACAGACAUUAAACAAGCCUUGUGCGACGAUUGUUAGGAUAAGGUUCCUAACUCUUUAUUUACCUGAAGGUCCAUCCAUUGUGCUACUCACCUCACCUUUUGGCUUUUGCAUUUUGGCUAUUUGCAUUUUGGCUAUUGCAUUUUGGCUAUUGCAUUUUGGCUAUUUGCAUUUGACUUUUGUGGCCUAAGAUAGUGUUAUUGCCGGGAUUAGCUCAGAAGUUACCAGAUUUUGUAAGCUUUGUGGCAAUUUUCUUGUUUUUGGUUGUUGUUGACAAUUUGUUGGUUUACAGGAGAAAUUAGAAGCACAGUAGAGCUACAUAAUCUUAUUUAUUUGUGGACAUGGUUCUCUUUGCUUUUGGAUAGGUAAUAGGUUUUGCUAAUGUUGUAAUUGUGAUGUAUUAGUCUCACAGCAAUGAUCUGCUGUUGUCCCUGUGCUAUCCAUAUUAUACACUCCUACUAGAGUUUGGUAGUAGUUCUCUUUAUAUUUACAGUCUUUUCUUAUUUCUGGCAACUCUUCAUACACUAAUUUCUAUGAAAUUUUUAGUUUGGAUA
Messenger RNA from Beta vulgaris subsp. vulgaris (sugar beet), 1572 nucleotides. RefSeq names its product reticulon-like protein B4. The transcript is spliced from 5 exons. The record is from RefSeq and is a predicted model, not a curated record. Bases 160 to 1017 code for a protein of 285 amino acids. NCBI's taxonomy places the organism in Eukaryota, Viridiplantae, Streptophyta, Magnoliopsida, Caryophyllales, Amaranthaceae.